AUGGAGUCCCCACAGAUGUAUGACGCGGCCGGGGCACCGCCACCACCGCCCCAACCAGACCUGAAAAAGGUAACCGAGGACAAGAGAACACCCUUCCCGCCACCGGACCUCGACGAGCUCAAUGGACAGGAAAUCAGUCUCGACCUCCAACACCUCAUCGAGGACCAGUUCCGAGGGGAGGAGACUAUGGCGCUCUUCCAGGAGAUAUUGCCCGGGGGACGCUCACCACAACAUAGACCAUUCGCAAGAACCACCCUUGCGUAUAUGCCCCAGCCUGUCCAUUCUGGUGCCUCGUACGCAGCCCCAGUUCAAACAAACUCACACGAACAAGCGCCACCAAUUAAAGAGGAACCCCCUGAACCUCAUGAUUUUAGGAGAUCUGUGUCGUGCGCUCAGUAUACAGGCCAGUAUAAUCCGCAGCCACCUGUUGGAGUCAGUGGACCUUAUGGAGGUGGUUUCACUCCUCUACCGCCCUUGGGAGCGCCAUUGCUACCGCCACUCUUGAAGCACAAACCAGCACCACCCAGACGUUCGUCUGGAAAGGUGAUCGACAAAGGAACUGAUGAAUACAGAAGAAGAAGGGAACGCAACAAUAUAGCCGUGAGGAAAUCGCGCGAGAAAGCUAAAGUGCGCUCCAGGGAGGUGGAGGAGAAAGUGAAAACGUUGCUGAGAGAGAAGGAAGCGUUACUCAAAAGGCUUGAGGCUGUCUCUGGGGAGCUGAGCCUCCAUAAACAGAUGUACGUGCAUCUAAUCAAUCUAAAUCAUCCGGAGAUCACGGAAUUGUGUCGAUCAAUGUUACAACUGGGAGCUCCUCAUGCGCCUGACCAUUCGCUUUGA
Molecule: messenger RNA, 837 nt
Organism: Parnassius apollo (apollo)
Lineage: Eukaryota; Metazoa; Arthropoda; Insecta; Lepidoptera; Papilionidae
Source: the annotation of a GenBank genome assembly